Messenger RNA from Lynx canadensis (Canada lynx), 1311 nucleotides. RefSeq names its product T-box transcription factor T (gene TBXT). The transcript has 8 exons. Gene Ontology annotation, molecular function: DNA-binding transcription factor activity, RNA polymerase II-specific; RNA polymerase II cis-regulatory region sequence-specific DNA binding. Gene Ontology annotation, cellular component: nucleus. The record is from RefSeq and is a predicted model, not a curated record. Gene Ontology annotation, biological process: regulation of transcription by RNA polymerase II; heart morphogenesis; positive regulation of DNA-templated transcription. Lineage: Eukaryota; Metazoa; Chordata; Mammalia; Carnivora; Felidae. The coding region runs from base 1 to 1311 and encodes 436 amino acids.
AUGAGCUCGCCCGGCGCCGAGGGCGCGGGGAAGAGCCUGCAGUACCGAGUGGACCACCUGCUGAGCGCCGUGGAGAGCGAGCUGCAGGCGGGCAGCGAGAAGGGCGACCCCACGGAGCGCGAGCUGCGCGUGGGCCUGGAGGAGAGCGAGCUGUGGCUGCGCUUCAAGGAGCUCACCAACGAGAUGAUCGUGACCAAGAACGGCCGGAGGAUGUUCCCGGUGCUGAAGGUGAACGUGUCCGGCCUGGACCCCAACGCCAUGUACUCCUUCCUGCUGGACUUCGUCGCGGCCGACAACCACCGCUGGAAGUAUGUGAACGGAGAGUGGGUCCCGGGCGGCAAGCCCGAGCCGCAGGCGCCCAGCUGCGUCUACAUCCACCCCGACUCGCCCAACUUCGGGGCGCACUGGAUGAAGGCGCCUGUAUCCUUCAGCAAAGUCAAGCUCACCAACAAGCUCAACGGAGGGGGUCAGAUCAUGCUGAACUCCUUACAUAAGUACGAGCCUCGGAUCCACAUAGUGAGAGUUGGGGGCGCCCAGCGCAUGAUCACCAGCCAUUGCUUCCCCGAGACCCAGUUCAUAGCGGUGACCGCUUAUCAGAACGAGGAGAUCACAGCUCUUAAAAUUAAAUACAAUCCGUUUGCAAAAGCUUUCCUUGACGCAAAGGAAAGAAGCGAUCACAAGGAUAUGACGGAGGAGCCUGGAGACAGCCAGCAGCCCGGGUACUCCCAAUCAGGGGGGUGGCUCAUCCCUGGAACCAGCACCCUGUGCCCGCCCGCCGCCCCCCACCCACAGUUCGGAGGGCCCCUCUCGCUUCCCUCCACUCACGGCUGUGAAAGGUACCCCGGCCUGAGGAACCACCGUCCGUCCCCCUACCCCAGCCCUUAUGCACAUCGGAAUAAUUCUCCAACCUAUUCGGACAAUCCGUCUGCGUGCUUAUCCAUGCUCCAGUCCCACGACAGCUGGCCCAGCCUUGGAACGCCCGCCCAUACCGGCAUGCUCCCCGUGGGCCACAGCGCCGGCCCGCCCGCUGGCUCCAGCCAGUACCCGAGCCUGUGGUCCGUGAGCAGCGGCUCCAUCACGCCUGGCGCCCAGGCCUCAGGGAUGUCCAACGGGCUGGGCGCCCAGUUCUUCCGGGGACCCUCCGCACACGCGGCGCCUCUGGCCCACCCGGUCCCGGCCUCCCCCUCCUCGGGAUCCCCGCUGUACGAAGGGGCCCCCGCGGCCACAGACAUCCCUGACAGCCAGUACGACGCCUCGGCCCAAGCCCGCCUCAUAGCCUCGUGGACGCCCGUGUCGCCUCCUUCCAUGUGA